UCUUGAUCAUUACCCAAAAGCCAACAACUAAGGAAGGAAGGAACAGGACUUCAGUGAUUUAUCACCAAUAAAGUAAUCCUGAUUAAUUGUUACAGAAACUUAUUAUUGAGAAAGGUGAUUUUUAACCUUUGUCUUUUCUUGUUUCCAAUUGGAAUACUGGCUGGUACUAGACUAAGUUUGAUAGUCUGUAUUCGAUGUGGCAUAACUUAUUCUGAACUAUUACACUGAAUGUAUUCACAUUUUCAAUGGAUAUGGAAGAGUUAUGCCAGUAGAAAUAAAGGGUCAAGGGAAUCAUCAGUUAAAUUUCUUAGUAUAUGGGGCUAGAAAGAUAGUACAUUGGGUAGGGCAUUUGCCUUGCAUCAGAUUUGUUUCCCCAAGCACCGCCAGCAGUAAUUCCUGUUGAGUACAGAGCCAGGAGUAAGCUCUGAACACAGUUGGGUAUGGCCCCCAAACCAAAAAUAAAUAAAUAAAUUUCUUAGUAUAAAGAGCAUGACUCUAGAAAUCUAUUUGUAGGGAGAAAAUGAAUUUGACUUAACUGUUGCCAAAGCAGCUCAGUCUAAGUCAACUAUACUGGUAAUGGCAUUGAAACAAAAAUAUGGUGACUAAUAUUCAUCUAUUUAAAUCACCAUAUCCCUAGUAUGUGUAGAAUAAUGGCUAAUUAUAAACAGGGGGAAAAUAUAUGAAAAGUUUUGAUGCCUAUAUGGCAAAAAGAAAAUGUUAUAACAAAAAGUUUGUCUUGUUGAUAUAUGAAAGUGACACCAUUUAUUUAUUUUUCUGAUUUUAAAGGUUAUUAUUCCUUUAUAACAUUAUUCCCUGUAAAUCCACAGCUGCCUUUAAGAUCCCAAUUAUGUGCUAACAGCCAGAGUAUUUGACUAUGGGCGAGGAGUGUGCUGCAGGGACCACCAGCAGCCCCUCGUUCUGUGCACCUUAAUGGGAGGGAGAAUCAGCGAGUGGCCUCAUGGCUCAACGGACCUCAGAAUCCUUCAAUCAGAGUGUCAGGUCAUCCCUGCGCCCACCUGCAGUGACUAACCCCUUUGUGCAGCAGACGAACCUGAGCAUGUGGCACUGGGUCUCCCUCAUUCUUGGGGGGACCUUUCUGGUGCCACUGCGUAUAUCUUUCAUCAGCAUCAUCAUUGUUGUCUUCAUAUGGCCACUGCUGGCCUUUUCCACAGUGGGACUCUCCAUUCAUAACAUCAAGCCCACCAAGAGCUGGCGAGUGAAGAUGAUCCAGCCAGCAUUAUGGUUCUUCAUCCACCUGACCAUGCUUCUGGCAGGACUCCUCGUGAAAGUCAAAGGGGUAAAGGCCACCUCGGACGAGGCCCGCAUCUUCGUGACAGCACCCCAUUCCUCUUUCUUUGAUGCCAUUGCCUGUGUGAAGGCUGGGAUGCCCUCGGUGGUUACAGCCAGCCAGAACAUGCGCAUCCCCGUGGUGGGGAAGAUUCUGCUGUCUUUACAACCCCUGCUUGUGACUCGAGAUGACCCCAGUUCCAGAAAGCAUACCCAUGAUGAAAUCCUAAAGCGAGUGGCCCCUGACAGCAAGUGGCCACAGAUACUGAUUUUCCCAGAAGGAGUGUGUACCAACCGCUCCUGCCUGGUCACCUUUAAGCUUGGGGCCUUCUCCCCAGGAGUCCCUGUGCAGCCAGUGCUGCUCAGAUACCCCAACUCCCUAGACACUGUAACUUGGACCUGGCAAGGGUUCAGUGGGUUUCAAGCCUGUAUAUUGACCCUGAGUCGCCCCCUCACAAGGAUAGAGGUGGAAUUUAUGCCUAUUUAUGUACCUAAUGACCAAGAAAAAGAAGACCCCAUCCUCUUUGCCAAUUCGGUGAGGAUCACUAUGGCAGAUGCUCUAGGACUGCCAGUGACAGAACACACUUACGAAGACUGCAAACUGAUGAUUUCUGCUGGACACCUCCAACUCCCCAUGGAAGCUGGCUUAGUGGAAUUUACCAAAAUUAGCCAUAAAUUGAAACUAGAUUGGGAAAAAAUUCACAAGCAUUUGGAUGAAUAUGCUGCCAUUGCAGUGGCCUCAAAUGGAGGGAAGAUUCAACUUGAAGAGUUUGCAAACCACUUGAAACUCCCCAUUUCAGAACCCUUGGCACAACUUUUUGCCCUGUUUGAUAGGAAUAAUGAUGGUUACAUAGACUUCAGAGAGUAUGUGAUUGGUCUGACUGUCCUCUGCAAUCCUUCCAACAUUGAAAGGAUUCUGAAAAUGGCAUUUUUCCUUUUUGAUCUUGAUAAGGAUGGCUUCAUAACAGAACAGGAGUUAGCGGUUAUACUUCAGGCAGCUUUAGGAGUGCCAGAUCUUGAUGUUUCCAAACUCUUUAAGGAAAUGGCUGGGCAGAACUCACAGUACUUAUCAUACAACACAUUUACAAAAUUUAUCCGGAAGCACCCAGCAUAUAUUAAGUUAUUUAGUUUAUACUUAGACCUCCAGGCAGCAUGUGUAUAAUCUUUACCACAAUAAAGAAUAAUCACUGUAUUAAAAUUAAAGUCAGUCCUAGGAAUGAUGAAGGCAUCUUUCAAGUAGAAAUCUUUUGAGGGAAAGCACAUCAAUUUUCAUUCAAGUGACCUGGGAAUUUCAUUAUAAAUUAUGUUAUGUGGUUUAUUGUUGCUUUUUCUGCAUUCCUAAGAGUAAUGCAGACUGACUAAACACCAAUGAGAACUGAAGACUUCACUUGCUUUUGGUAUCUUUUUCACUAUCUAUGCACUUCCGGCACUUUUUGCUCUAACAAAGUUUCAUCUGAGAAGGUGACCUUGUUUUCCUAUCACUCAUGUCAACAUGCAGGAUGAAAUAACCAAGAAAUAAGUAAUAAGUCAGUCAUAUACCAGGACAGAAAGCAACAACCUACCUAGAUGUGGAAGUGUUUGCAAACUAAUAAAUAUGCCCUUGCUAAACCAACUACUGUUUGCCCAACUUGGAUGAAUCCCCAAGGUAUCUGCAGUCUCUUAGUUCUGAUUAAAAGGACACUUGACAAAGGGAAAAGUGCCUUGAUCACUUAUGGUCAAAAUCUCUUCCUUUUGCAAACUUUACCAAAAAAUACCAUAGUAGACACAUUUCUGUGACCCCUGCUAGAGGCUCGUAAGAGAAUAGUGAAGUGGAAGCCACUAAAUCUUAAAUUUCAUUUGUUUCUUGGCAUUUUAGAGAGUAGAAAGGAGGAAGAGUGGAUGAAAGUGAGGAGAAGCAAUAGUUUAAAUCUUCACUGUUCAGGCUUCUAUGACAAAAAUACCAGAUACUGUAUAGUUUAAACAACUGGUAUUUACUUCUUACGGUUUAGGAGGAAUGGAAGUCCAAGAUAAAUGUACUCACAGAUUUAGAUACUAAUCUUCAAAGAUGCUACAUCUUGCUAAGUCCUCCUGUAGUGCAAGGUGGGAAGGUGUAUGUCUCUCUUUGGAGUAUCUGCUUUUUAAUAAUUUAGGUAUCAUGACUUACAAUGAUACUAAUAUAUAUGAAUAUUUUAGACUUUAGUGUGACACCACAAUAGCACCAACUGGAUCUCUUCUUGUGCUCCUUUCUCCCCUCCCUAUAUCCCCACCUCUUGUUGGCAGUAUCAGUUCUGUUGGUGUAUCUCAGGGCCUGUUUUCAUUGACCAUAAUAUAUUCCCUUGAUUUCUUUAUAGUCCAAAUAAGAAUUACUUCAUUAUUUAUACUUCUACUUCUGACUCAUUUUGCUAAGCAUGACACCCUUCAGUUUCGUCCACAUUGUAGUGAACCAAAGAUUUCACAUGUUCUUAUAUCUGAGUAGUAUUCUAUUGUAUAUAUGUACUAUAAUUUAUCAACUCAUCUAUUGUUGGUCAUUUGGGUUGUUCCAAGACCUUGGCUAUUCUAAUUAGUGCUACAAUAAAAAUGAGUGUGCAGAUAUUA
Messenger RNA from Sorex araneus (European shrew), 3861 nucleotides. Its product is annotated as lysophosphatidylcholine acyltransferase 2B-like. The transcript has a single exon. The coding region runs from base 959 to 2449 and encodes 496 amino acids. The record is from RefSeq and is a predicted model, not a curated record. Gene Ontology annotation, cellular component: endoplasmic reticulum. Lineage: Eukaryota; Metazoa; Chordata; Mammalia; Eulipotyphla; Soricidae. Gene Ontology annotation, molecular function: 1-acylglycerophosphocholine O-acyltransferase activity; calcium ion binding.